Molecule: messenger RNA, 1890 nt
Organism: Ooceraea biroi (clonal raider ant)
Lineage: Eukaryota; Metazoa; Arthropoda; Insecta; Hymenoptera; Formicidae
Product: UDP-glucuronosyltransferase 2B23
Molecular function (GO): UDP-glycosyltransferase activity
Source: RefSeq, a predicted model, not a curated record
AUGGACAACCUUCUCACUUAUUUACUGUGGCCCCAAGCAAACUGAUCGUGGAACAUGUAUUGAAUCUUUUAUACGGACCACUUCGUCUUUUUUCCGUCGUACGGGUUCUUUUUAAAAAUUCCUGCGCAAAACCGGUGGCCUCGAUUCUUCGCUUAAAAGAUUGAACGGCCGUUCCGCGUCCACGAACGAAAGUGUUCUGUGCCCGAAAAUGCGCAAGAUCGUGACUCUCGUAUUGCUAUCAAUUUCACUAUUCCGCACUUUCCAGGACAUCCGCGGAUACAGCAUCCUGGGCAUUUGUCCGAGCGCGAGUUACAGCCACCAACAGCCCUUUCAAGCAUUGAUGAGAGCAUUGGCGUCCCGUGGCCACAAUGUUACUGUCGUGUCAACAAUUCCCUUAAAGAAUCCUCCACCGAAUUAUGAAAACGUUGAUCUAUCAUUCUCGUAUCGGAAGAAAGAUUGUACAGGAUUAAGACAUAUGGGAGCAUAUACAUUACUCCAUAAGAACAUGGAAGAAGCAAAUGAAUUAUGCAGAGAGCAGUUAUUCAGUUCCGCCAUCGCGAAGCUCAUAGCGAGCAACAAGACGUUUGACGCAGUCAUUAUAGAGCAAUUAUGGUACCAGUGUUAUUACGCCCUCGUAAAGCACUACAACUUCCCGGUGCUGAUGGGAUUUUUGAGUGUGGGCAACCUGCCUUAUGUAAUGGAUUCCGUGGGAAAUCCAGAUGAUCCCAACAUGAGUCCAGAUAUGGCGUACCCAUUCACGAACCGAAUGACAAUCGACGAACGUAUAUGGAAUACCCUUUACACGACGUGGACAAGAUUGUAUUACCGAUAUUGGCAUCUAUCAAGGGCUCAACGCAUCGCUAACGAAUGGGCGCUUGGUACAUCCGUCUAUGAUAUCGAUAAGAAUUUCAGCCUAGUGAUUCUGGGUAACAAUCAUGUAUUCGGAUAUCCAAAACCAUUACUGCCAAAUGUGAUUGAAGUUCACAGUCUGCAAAUUUCAGAAAAAUUCGAACCCUUACCCGAGGAUAUCCGAGCGUUCCUGGACAAUGCUCAGGAUGGUGCCAUUUAUUUCUCUCUCGGCUCGAAUCUGCAAACUCACCAGCUACCCGCCGGGCCUUUGACCGCAUUGUGCAACGCUCUGGGCUCGCUCAAGCAAAGAGUUCUAUGGAAACAUGACGGGAACAUGGCCAUUCAUCCAGCCAACAUCAAAUUUGUGAAGUGGGCGCCCCAGCAAGCGGUCCUCGCGCAUCCCAGGGUGAUGGGGUACGUGAUGCAGGGCGGAUUGCAGUCGUUGCAAGAGGCGGUCCACCAUUCCGUGCCGGUAGUCGCAAUUCCCUUUUUCGGGGAUCAACUUUUCAACGCACGUAAAAUCCUAGACGCCGGUAUCGGGCUGACACUGGACAUCGACUCUAUGACCGAGGACUCCGUCGUACAAACGCUCGUGGAGAUCGUCGAGAAUAAAACGUAUCUAAACAAUAUUAAAACAAUGUCGGCGAUUAUACGGGACGAGUUGGUAAAACCCAUGGAGAGAGCUGUGUGGAGUGUGGAGCACGUAUUGAAAUUUCCGAACUCGAGACAUUUACGGUAUCAUGGACGUGAUAUGUCAUGGAUAGAUUACUAUGCGACGUUUCUGUGCCUGACUGUAUGUCUCAUUGUUUUAUCGUAUUUUAUUUGUAUAUUGUGUAUUAAAGGCGCCGGUGUUUUUGUGAGAAGCAAGUGGAUAAAUGAUUUGAAACAAAAGUUUGACUAAUAAUGCAGAUUUGUAUGAUUUUGAGGUAAAUUUAAAUGUAAAAUGCGAAUUGAUGUCAUUAUACGAUUCAUUCUUUUUAUUAUUCAUUAUUUUUAUAUGUUGUUUGCACAGAAAAUAAAUAAACAGCUAACAUUUUAUUA